Messenger RNA from Xiphophorus maculatus (southern platyfish), 8797 nucleotides. RefSeq names its product glutamate receptor ionotropic, NMDA 2C-like. The coding region runs from base 1232 to 5392 and encodes 1386 amino acids. Gene Ontology annotation, biological process: monoatomic ion transport; long-term synaptic potentiation; excitatory postsynaptic potential. The record is from RefSeq and is a predicted model, not a curated record. The transcript is spliced from 16 exons. Gene Ontology annotation, molecular function: NMDA glutamate receptor activity; transmitter-gated monoatomic ion channel activity involved in regulation of postsynaptic membrane potential. Gene Ontology annotation, cellular component: postsynaptic membrane; postsynaptic density membrane; plasma membrane. Lineage: Eukaryota; Metazoa; Chordata; Actinopteri; Cyprinodontiformes; Poeciliidae.
GAGAGGGGAUGGAGAGAGAUGCAGGGAGAAAAGAUGGAGUUGCAGAGGGAAAGGAAAGCAGGAUUACUGGUGUGACAGCACAGGCAGAUGAGCGUCAGCGCAGCGGAGAGGGAGAAACUCUGCUGAAGGAAAAAAAAGAAGAAAAAACAAAUCAGUGCAACAGGAUGAGGACCUGCUAGUGCACAGCCUGCACGACCCCACAGACCUGCCAUCUGUCCUGCUUUUUUCUCUCUGUUCCUGACGCUUCCAGCAUCCUAUAACAUCUGGAUCACCUCACAUCCAUAUGGGAAGGAGGGCAGGAAGGGAGGAACAAACCUCAAUUUGAUCCCUUUCUUUUUGCUGCUAACGCAGGACCUGAGGAGGAGCAUCAGCAACUGGGGGCCUGAAAAGUGAAGCAAAGGAGGAGGAAAACUUUCUUCAAACAUGUUUAGGUUUGGACAGGACCUUUCCCCAUGCGUGUGGGAAAUUCUCCAACUUCCUAUGGAUUUUUUUUCUCUCUCUCUGAGGAGGGAGAGGUAGAAGAAGAAGGAGGAGGCUCCACCGUCAGCAGUGCUGGAGUGUUACAGAGGUUUGUGCUCCUGUCAUUGAGGAAACAUUUUAUCACUCUCCCUCCCUCUCUGCCUCUUUCACUCCUCCUCUCAUCCGAGCAGCGGGGAGCCUGACGGAUACAGACGGAAAACCAAACACAGCUGCUUCACACACACACACACACACGCACACACCCAUACACGCCCACACGCCGGCUGCUGUGCCAGGGCUCCCACACCUCCCUUUCCUUCUUUCACCCUCCGUCACUUUCCUCUCCAGUCCCGUUUUGAUGCCCUGUCUUCACCUCCACGACCACUUGUGAAUGUGAUGCACGCAGGAAAGCAGACGGGGAGCGGAGCGCCCAGACAGUUUCUUUUUUGGGGGAAAAAAAGACACACACCUACACUUGCCAUCACGUUGUGAAGUCCUUCAGGAGAGUGUGUGGAUAUCAAAGGCUGCUUUGCACACCCCUACACACGCACACACACGCGGAGGGACUGAUGAACUCACACUCUCCUGCUCUCGCUGAAAGACGUGGUCUAAAUGUGGACUCCUACAGGUGCUGAGAGGGGAGAGAGGGGCAGGUGAGGAGCAGGUGAAGGCAAAAGGAGACGCUUUGAGGAAAGAAAAAGAGAGAAUAAUAAUGGAGCAUCUGGAGUUUAAGUUGGAUGAGAGCAGAAAACAGAGGCAGUAGGCUGCCAACAUGGCCAUACCCAGGAGACCUCCUCCUCCUCACUCUCCUUGGCCUCCAGUGUUCCUGCUUGUCCUGCUCUUGCCCCCACUGCAGGCUCGGCCACUGCUUGUCCACUCGUCCAUUAACGUGGCGGUAGUGUUCAGUGGCUCCAGCUAUCAGAGCGAGGUCAGGGGUCGCCUUAGCGGGGAGAACUUCGUCGAUCUGCCAGUGGUAGUUAGCCCUGUGACCGUGCUCGUCAACGACACCAACCCCCGGGACCUGCUAACACAUCUCUGCGACACGAUGGCAACGGAGAAGCUGCAUGGGGUGGUGUUUGAGGAUGAUGUGGGCUCAGGUGCAGAUGCUCAGGUAGCAGAAGUGGCACAAAUCUUGGACUUCCUCUCCACACAGACAGCUCUGCCAAUUGUGGGCAUCAGUGGUGGCUCUGCAGUUGUUAUUCCAUACAAGGCUGAAGGAUCCUCCUUUCUACAGAUGGGAGCUUCUUUGGAGCAGCAGGUCAUCUGCAUGUUCAAGAUCUUGGAGGAGUAUGACUGGGCAGAGUUUGCUGUAAUCACCAGCUUGAUGCCGGGCUACGACACCUUUGUGGAUAUAGUUCAGUCCUACACAGACACAUCCUACUUUCUCUGGAAUCUGCAGGACAUCAUGUCUCUGGAAAUGUCGGUUGGUGCCAAUGAUUUGAAGACCAAACGCAUGCUGCAGCAGUUGGACUCCCAGGUCCUGUUGGCGUACUGCUCCCACGAGGAAGCGCAGUACCUUUUUCGUCUAGCAGGCGAGUUGGGUCUGCUGGGGCCCGGCUACAUCUGGAUCCUCCCCAGCCUUGCCGUAGGCAACCCCAACAGCCCCCCACCUGCCACCUUCCCUGUAGGUGUGAUCGGUGUGAUCACGGACCAGUGGAGGAAAAGCUUGCGGCAGAGAGUAAGGGAGGGUGUCGCCAUUGUAGCCAAAGGGGCAGAGAGUUUUAAGAAGGUUUAUGGUUUCAUUCCUGAAGGACAUGGAGAUUGCAGUAAACCAGCAAAACAGUCAGAGAACAACACCCUGUUCAGGCACAUGCUGAAUGUAACGUGGGAACAAAAAGACCUGUCAUUCAACAAUCAGGGCUUUCUAUCCAACCCUUCUAUGGUCAUCAUUACUUUGGACCGGGAGAGACUGUGGGACAAGGUGGGCACGUUUGCUCGCGGCAUCCUUCAGGUUCGCUACCCCAUCUGGCCGCGGUAUGGCAGCUUCCUGGAGCACAUAUCUGAUGACCGCCACCUGACGGUGGCCACCCUCGAGGAGCAUCCCUUUGUCAUGGUCGAGAACGUGGACCCGGGAACCGGCACAUGCGUCCGCAACACUGUGCCCUGCAGGCGUCAGUCCAAUCACACAGACAGCAGUGUCCAAUCCGAGUCCUACACCAAACUGUGCUGCAAAGGUUUCUGCAUAGAUAUCCUCAAGAAGCUAUCCAAAACAAUCAAGUUCUCCUUCGAUCUCUACCUGGUCACCAACGGAAAGCACGGCAAACUGGUGCAUGGGAUUUGGAAUGGGAUGAUUGGAGAGGUUUUCUACAGGCGUGCUGACAUGGCCAUCGGCUCUCUUACUAUCAACGAGGAGCGCUCUGAAAUCAUUGACUUCUCUGUACCGUUUGUGGAGACGGGAAUAAGUGUCAUGGUAGCGCGUAGCAAUGGCACGGUAUCGCCGUCUGCCUUUCUUGAGCCCUACAGUCCAGCAGUUUGGGUCAUGAUGUUUGUGAUGUGCCUGACCGUCGUGGCUGUGACUGUGUUUGUGUUUGAAUAUUUCAGCCCAGUGGGCUACAACCGCAGUCUGGUAAGCGCCAAAGCUCCGGGUGGGCCGACGUUCACGAUAGGGAAAUCAGUGUGGCUGCUAUGGGGAAUCGUCUUCAACAACUCCGUCCCCAUUGAAAACCCCAAAGGAACCACUAGUAAAAUCAUGGUCCUGGUCUGGGCCUUCUUCGCUGUCAUCUUCCUGGCUUCUUACACCGCCAACCUGGCUGCUUUCAUGAUCCAGGAACAAUAUAUUGACACCGUGUCUGGUCUUUCUGACAAGAAGUUUCAAAAACCACAGGAGCAUUAUCCUCCUUUUCGCUUCGGGACAGUUCCAAAUGGGAGCACAGAGAGGAACAUUCGCAGCAACUAUCCCGAUAUGCACACACACAUGAUGAAAUAUAACCAGAAGGGGGUGGAAGAAGCUCUAGAGAGCCUCAAAACUGGGAAACUAGAUGCCUUCAUCUAUGAUGCUGCUGUCUUGAACUACAUGGCGGGUAAAGAUGAGGGUUGCAAACUGGUAACCAUUGGCAGUGGGAAAGUGUUUGCCACCACAGGAUAUGGCAUUGCUUUGGAAAAAGACUCCCGCUGGAAACGACCAAUUGACUUGGCAUUGCUACAGUUUCUUGGAGAUGGAGACACAGAACGCCUGGAGACGGUUUGGCUUUCUGGUAUCUGCCAGAACGAGAAAAACGAGGUGAUGAGCAGCAAGUUGGACAUUGAUAACAUGGCUGGUGUCUUCUACAUGCUUCUGGUAGCUAUGGGCCUCAGUCUGCUGGUCUUCGCCUGGGAACACCUGCUGUAUUGGAAGUUGCGGCACUCUCUCCACAAGUCUCAUAAACUUGACUUCCUGUUGGCCAUAAGCAGGGGUAUUUACAGUUGCUUCAGAGGAGUAGAAGAUCCAGGACGUUCAUCUGGUUUGGCCAAACCUGAUCUGACCUCCAACUAUGCUCAAGCAAACAUGCUAAAAAUGCUUCGCACUGCCAAGGAUCUGGUCUCCACUGCGAAUGUUGAGAGCUCCCUGGACAAUGCUACCAAGACCAUAGAGCAAUUGACUCGUCAUGGUAGUAGUAUGCCUGUUCGUGUCCCUCAAGUCACCACUGAGGCCGUUCCGGGGGGAUUUGCUUAUGUUGCUGAAAAUCACUGCUCCAUUCCUCAGGGGUCCCUCACCCCACCUCUAACUGGUAUUACCUCUUUGAAACAACACAGGGGUGUAAGUAGACCAACACCACUGCGCUACACACUUCCAACUCGUUCAACAUCGUGUCUGUAUGACAGACCACUUCCUGUGUCCAGUUUGAGCACUCCUCACCUGCCUGUAGGGGAGAUGCUCCCUCAUCAGCACCCACACCACUACCAGACUACAGGGAGGGUUUAUGUAGACUCCCAUUCUCACUCCCCUUACAUUACCUACUCAGAACUCCAGCUACCUGACAUUUACACAUCUCAUCCAGUCUCUUUACCCCAAAACCAACAUAUUCAGUUGGGCCUUUCACAACCAAAAAGGAGGUCCAAGAGUUUUCAGUGUGAGAAUGGAGAAGUGGAAAGGAGAAAACAUGGGGAUCAGGGUAAGUGUGACAAAAGUACUAUCAGUCUGACUGAACUUAAAGCCAAUCACCUCCAAGAGAAUCAUAUCUCUGCCCCAAGUGUUGACAAUGUUUACUCAGGAGAGGGGAUGUGUCCCCGGGUGGAGAAUUAUAGCUCUUGGCCCCCAGAGGACCUUGUGCUGAGGGGCCGGCGGAGGCACCGCCGCCCCUCUUUUCUUAAAGCAACUUGGGGCAAUGACCAAAUUCAUCAUCUUGAUGAAUCACAGUCUUCUUUAUCCAGCCAAUCACCUUCAACCUUGCCGGACCUGUUUCCAUGCAUUGUUACUCCUACAACAUCUGCCAAGCCUUACAAUCCUGCCCAUGUUCGAAAUAACCUGUGCCUCCCAAGGAACCAGGCCUACCUCCAUAUAAGGGAGGACCAGAGGAGGCCAAAUGGACGAAAGGGCCAGAGACUGCGCUACUCCCAAUCCACCCACCUCCCAACAUACGGAGAAGCAGUUCGAAAUGGAAAUGGUUUAGGGCGGGGUAUGGUCCGCAGAGCCACAAGCCUGCUCAGCCGACAGUAUGCACACUAUCUGAACUCAUACCCCGGUCUCCCUAUCUAUCACAGUCCACUGGACCUCCAGCAUCACAGCCAGAGUUCCAGCCCAGUGUGCCAGCUGUUGGCCUGUGGUGGUGGACGAUGUGGGGGACAGCGGACACUGCUGUAUCAAGACAAUGUGUAUGGAGCUUAUGGGGCCUAUCAGGGACCCCAGCCUGGCUCAGAAGCCCAGAUAGGGCAAGGAGGAACAGGACAGCCUGUUGGGAGUCCUUGUGUACUUCGGUCUUGGCGACGAGUUUCCAGUCUAGAAUCUGAAGUCUGAUUGACAACCUUACUGGAUGAAAACUUUGGAGAUACAGAAGAUGAGAAUAAUAAAUGUUACAACUUUGGGAAGUUUUUUGUUGUUAGAUUUACAGUUAUGUUGAUUUUAAUUGCGUCAUUGUGUGGUAAAGAAUAGUAAUUCAGGUCAGACUCUUGAAAAAAGACUUUCACCAAUCUAUCCUUGAUAAAGUUGUGGAAAGCUGGGUUUGACUGAUUUAACUCAGUGGCUGCUUUCCCACAAAAGUGUUCAUCUUUCACAGGAGACCAUGUUAUUGACAAAUGGUUAAACUGUAACUUGAGAUUUAUUGCUGUGUGUGUGUUUAAAUUUUUAUUGUGUGGAUUGUUGGAAUUCAACAUUGAUUAUUGUCUGGUAGACAAACUGUUUACAUCUGGAAAGAAGCAUCGGAUAGGCAGCCAUCACUAGUCACUAGACAUCAAAGCUGUGAUGUAGAUGUGAAGUGUUUAUUUAUGACAUGAGUUUCAUCAGUACUGAUUUUUAAAAGGCACAAAAGUACACCAGUUUUCUGAAGCAAAUAUAAUCAGUCCAAGUCAUAAUGAUGAGUCACAGGAAGCAGCUACUUUGUGAAAGCAGUCCGCAACAACAUGAUCUGCAAAACGAUUGCCGGAUUAGAACAGCAUUGACCAGCACUAGGUGUCUUAACCCACGGAUUUCAUCCUCACUGUAUCUAAGUGUGAGGCUUCAACAGCACACAAGCCUCACGUUGAAUAAAUUAUGUAUUCUAAGUACUAUAAUCGCAUAGUCGAAUGUGUUAUUUGAGGCUGGUUAAUGUAAUAUUCAUGUAUUCCACAUAUAAGACUUUAUAAUCACCCUUUUUUUCUAAACACACCUCUGGCACAUAAAAAAAAAUCUGUUUAAAAACUGCUGUAAGUUUAUGGAAGCUUUUGGUACUACUUUAUUAAUAACAUCAGUUAACCAGUGAUCUUUUCCCCCUUUUCCACUCUUUUAUAUUUCCUCUUCAUUCCUCUUUUUACCAUCCACUCAAACUAUUUAUUAAAAAAAUGAGGCAAGUGAAAACGAUUAUAGUAUCUAUAUUACCAGGCUUCUACACCCUGUAAUUAUCCACAAAGACCAAUUAAAGAGUCUUUUUUGAUGAACAUAUGUGUGUCUUUUUUAUAGCCUUAAGCUUCUUUUCUAUGUAAAGUACAUGUAAAAAAAGAAAUAAUUGUUUUUUUUGUUUUUUGUUUUGUCUUUUCCUCUUGGGAGGCUUUUAAAAAUCUUGGUGGGAUUUUUCUCUUAGAAUGUUUUUCUUAAAUGUCACUUCUUUCAUGAUAAGUUGUUUGUAGGUGGACCCAAAUGUGGUAGAGAGGAAGGAUUGAUGUGAACGUUUAAUGAAAAAGGUCAUAAUCAAAAACUUACAAAAUCCACAGGGAGACAGAGCAGGCCAUAAACACAAGAAUUCAGGAACAGAAAGCCAGUAUGAGAACGUAUGGACACAACAGAGAGCAAGAAGAGGGUUUAAAUACUGUGAGGAUGCAGGAACAAAAGACCUGGGAUGAUUAGUUAACGGGUUACAGGUGUGAGAGAGCAGCCAGCAGACUGGAGAGAGAGAGGAAAUGGUACAGUGGGCAAAGGAGAGUACACAGGAUACUAGAAAUGAAUAUAACACAAAAGAAUACCUAAGGAACAUAAUUAAACACAGAAUAACUGUACCCAUAAGUAAACAUAAUAAACUAAAAUCACUGACAAAAAACUGAAACUGAACUGAAGUAAAAUAGAAAUCAAAAUAGAAAACACAACAAUAAUGGAGCUAGAGAUAAGUAUUAUGUUGCAGCAUAUUAGGGUGCAAAGUCUUAAAUAUGUAGCCAUGCCAUCCUAAAAAUAAGAUAUGGCCAUAUCAAUUAAUCACCUUUCUAAGAAAAAAAUAAGGUUGCGUGUUUUAAUAUCUGUAUGUGUAAAUCUUCUUUCACAUAAUUUUAACACAUGAUGAUGCAGGUCAUUAGAAAUAUUUAACAUAUAAAUUGAAAUAAGACAAACUGAGGGGCUCCUUUGCUGUAGACUGCAAAAAUGCAUAUAUAUUGUUAUUGAGAAUGGAGAUUGUUGAGUCCUUUUGUGUGGGACUGUGUUGUCCUGGGCUUCAUCUACUGGUAGGGUCACUCAUGGUAAAUGGCAAAAACAUAGAGAGAUUUUGGCAAACAUAGUGAUGGUAGACGAAAACAAGUGCUUGUGGACAAAUUUAAACUUAUGAACCCUGACUGUGCUAAGGCCAAGAAGUUAUAAAAUAAGUUUUUAUGGAUACACCACUUGUACAUCAGAAAAUUGAGGUUGGGUGUAAUGAAUUCCAGGAGGAGUUGUCUACAAGUCGUCAGAAGGAAUGUACGGUACAUCUCUUUUUGCAUGGUGACACCUUGGGAUCCCCAGACACUCAUUGGAAUGUCUGGGGAUCAUUCCAAUUGCCCUUAGAAUAAAGUCUUCGAUAAAAUAAGAUGAUCUUCUCAUCUUUCCUGAAGUCAGUUGGUCACACAGAGUAACUGACUUUAUAUUGUGUUACUUUGUUCAGUUUGAGUAUGCUCCUCUUUUAUUACAGGAACUACUGAAGUGUCAAUAGGAAUAAGGACAUGAUAAAUGGCAAAAACUCUAGUUUUGUUUGAUGCUAAAGUUAAAAUAAGUUGUGCUAUAGACAAAAAUAAGUGUGAAUAAUAAAUGAAGAACAGUAUUUGGUCACUGAUCCAAUACUCCUUCUCUGAUCUUGUCAUAUGGAGGUCAGUCGCCUGCUGUAUCCUUCUGAGGUCAUCCUCUGACCAACACAAGCACACAACACAAACAGACCAACUUUCAAUUUGAUAAUUAUGGUAAACCUGAGAAAUUUUGGGUUGGGUAUGAUGAGUCUUACAGAUUUUUAAGCAACACCCACCUGAAGUAAAUUUAGAUAGACUAGGUUUUUUACCUGAAGGUGACCAGUUGCUACAGCAAUUACUCUCUACCACUCUUUCUCGCUCUCUUUCUCUGUGUGUAGCGAUGAUGAGAUAAGACUCCAUUCAGGAGAGCAGAUGAGUAAUGUUACAGAGACCAAACAUUGAGCGCUUUGAUUUUUCCAUUACUCUCUGCUUUGUUAGUAGAGCAUUGCCUUGGACUAGACUGUAAUAUUGAUUACAUCCCCUGCUCUGCUACUGAUCCCGUAUUUUUAGAGUUCAAGGUAAUUUGAAAUCUUCUCAUCCUUUAAGAAUAGAAAAGAGUCCAUCAACCUUCAGUCAUUAUUUGAUAAGCUUGUGAGCACAAGAACAAAGUGUUAAUUUUCCCUCAAUGUGUAGCUUUGGCUUAUUUUUAAGGUAUUUGAAGACAAAAAUCUGUCUAAAAACAUGAAUGAAGUAUCUUCUCUUACUUAGUCACUUUGAAAAUUGGUCAAACACAUCCACUUUGUCAUCCCUCACAAUGUAGGGUACAUGA